UAUAAAAUGGAUCCAGAAAGGAAUGUCAAACGUUUACGAAAACUGUUGGGCGUUUCGCGCACAAUGUUGAAGCGUGCUGCCCGGAGACCUAGCGUAAGUGACCAAGAACGUGAAGACCAACAAAGGAGACGAUUUCAGUUACUUCGAGAAAUGAGACAGCAACGGAUUUCAAGCCUGGGCCCAAACCAGAGGUAUGUUUUAGAAAUUUGUGCAGAUUUAUUGGGUAUAGAUCCUGAGGAAAUAGUAACUGGUAUUGUGGAUGAAAGCAAGUAUGUUGAGAAUGUAAAUUUUAUAUUUGAGGAAAAAGGUCCCAUGGCCAUAAUGAUAAGUAACGCAACAAUGUUAGGAUAUCCAACAGAUUCUGGUCGCUACCAGGAAAAACUUAAAUACACUGAAAUUCAGCGCACCGUAUGCUUGAGGUCGGAUUUAGUUGAUUUGAUUGGAAAAUGGACUGUUGUAUAUCGACUUAACAACGAAAAAUCUAUUGAUAACCGUUCGGUUAGUGAUGAGGUGGGAAUAUUUAUGAUAUUCGCUGAGGAGCGAAACGCUUGCUUAAAUGUUGUUAAAACAUUUAUGGAUCACGUUUUAAAGCCGUCAAUAGAAGCUGUGACCGAAUUUGGAUUGGCAGAAAAAGAGCAAACUAAAAAGUUUUUUCAUAUUCUUAAUAUGUACAAUACGUUUCUAAAAUCAUCUGAAGCAACUGUUUCUUCUCGAGUGAACUUUGAUAUAUCACAUGAACUAUUUAAAGGAUUAUUACUUGUGCGAUGGCAAAUUGAAGCUAGUUCAAAAAUAAUUACACGAGUUCGACUGGUUGAACGGUAUUUUCAGCAAUGGCUUAGACAAAUUCAAGGUAUACUAGUAGAGGGAAAACAAAUACAAAGGGAUACACCCGAUGUAGGACCAUUGCAAAUGUUGGUCAAUUGGCGGCGUAUGUUGGCCAGAUAUACAACCAUAACGGAGUUCGUUACAUCCCGAGCAUUUAAUAACCAUAAGGACUGCUUGACAUUGUCUCGAUCUUCGAAACUGUUAAACCGCUGGGCUGAAAUCGAUAAUCAAGUUACAUUAGCACUAAACGAAGCUAAGGAUAAUGUUCGUUAUAUAUCUUCUUUACAAAAGUUUUGGGAUCCCUUAUACCGUUCUUCUCCCAAUGUUAUUAUAAGCAGUUUACCUGGACUGAUGGUUGCAAUUCGAAAUGUUUCUAAAACAGCGCAUUAUUUUAAUACCCCAGUCAACGUUACAGGCCUUAUGGUUAAAAUUUCUAAUCAGCUUACCAUCACAAGUAAGAAUUAUAUCACUGAUAACGAACACAGUAGUCUUUGGGAAAUACCAUCAGCAGAACUUAUUGAAAAAAUUGAAAAGUGCAAAGAAGUUAUGGAAAACUAUAAAAAUAUUUAUAUACAUACAGUUGAUGAGAUGAAAAACAGUAACGAGCGGCCUUGGACUGUGUCAUCUGUUUAUAUCUUAACCUGCUUACAAAAAUUUUUACAGCGUCUCGAAAAAGUUAAGUGGAUUGCAAACACGGAUAUAACUUACUCCAUCUUAGAUCGCAUAAUGAUAAGCGGAAUGGAGAGAUUCAAUGCUAUGAUAAAAGGAGCUCGAAUAACUAUAAGUAGCCAGCUAUAUGAUCCCUUAAACUACAGAAUAGAAACCUUUGAUUUAGAUUUUGAAAAAUUUGUUAAUGAAGUUGAAGAGGCUGAGGUCGGUAUGCAACAGUUUGUCAAAUUGCUUUCCACUGAAUGUCCUUCUGCUGCAUCUGUCAUGUUAGUAUUAAAGAGGUUCGAAGCUUUAAAUUUGGAAUGUCUUUGCUUAGAUAGACGUUAUUUAGAAGUUGCCGAGAUGUUGGAGAGGGAAAUGUUCUUAUUAAAAGACGUUUACAACGAGGAAAGGGGGAACCCGUUUAUUCCUCGAAAUCUUCCUCCUGUUGCAGGACGGAUAAUAUGGAUUCGCUCUAUUUUUAAAAAGAUUGAUUUACCAAUGCAGGCAUUAAAGUUACGACAAUGUGUUCUUGCUCAUAAAAAGGCCCAAAGAACAGUUAGAUACUAUAACUACAUGAAUGGAAUAAUUUGUCACUAUGAAAUGGCCUAUCAUAAGGCUUGGUUUGACUAUGUUGAAGAAGUUCGAUGCCUGUUGAACGCACCCAUUAUGACAACUAAUAAAGAAGAGGCGAUAUAUAUUGUUAACGUAGAUCGCGCAAUUUUGCAACUAAUCUCAGAAACUGAGUGGAUGUGGAAGCUUAAUCUAGAGGUUCCUAACAUGGCUGCAACCAUAACAUAUUGCAAAGAUCGUUUAUUAGGCCCUGCAACAACAUUAAAGCUUAUGUUGCAACGAUAUGACCGAUUACGUGCUUCUCUUACACCGGUCUUUAUAAAUAUUAUGAGAUUUCGCUUGCAAGAAAUUUCAAUUUUGUUGAAACCAUCAUUAUCUACCGUCACCUGGAUAUCUGAAAACCUAGAGGAUUACGUGGAAAAAGUUUGCGUGGUAAGAAAUUGUGGUUAUUAUAACUGGUACUGUCCUGUGAAAAUAGCAACGUAA
Molecule: messenger RNA, 2532 nt
Organism: Drosophila mauritiana
Lineage: Eukaryota; Metazoa; Arthropoda; Insecta; Diptera; Drosophilidae
Product: dynein heavy chain 8, axonemal-like
Exons: 3
Coding region: 7-2532 (841 amino acids)
Biological process (GO): microtubule-based movement
Cellular component (GO): dynein complex
Molecular function (GO): dynein light intermediate chain binding; minus-end-directed microtubule motor activity; dynein intermediate chain binding
Source: RefSeq, a predicted model, not a curated record